ACAAGUUCAAGUCUGUUUACUCGUUUUCUAGGGGUGACAGAGGCCGAGGUCGAGGUGGGCGCUUUGGGUCCAGAGGCGGCCCCGGAGGAGGGUUCAGGCCAUUUGUUCCACACAUCCCGUUUGAUUUCUACUUGUGUGAAAUGGCCUUCCCCCGGGUCAAGCCAGCGCCUGAUGAAACUUCCUUCAGUGAGGCCUUGCUGAAGAGGAAUCAGGACCUUGCUCCGAAUUCUGCUGAACAGGCCUCUAUCCUUUCUCUGGUGACAAAAAUAAACAAUGUGAUUGACAAUUUGAUUGUGGCUCCUGGGACAUUUGAAGUGCAAAUUGAAGAAGUCCGACAGGUGGGAUCAUAUAAAAAGGGAACAAUGACCACAGGACACAAUGUGGCUGACUUGGUGGUCAUCCUGAAGAUUCUGCCGACGUUGGAAGCCGUUGCUGCCCUAGGGAACAAAGUCGUGGAAAGCCUAAGAGCACAGGAUCCUUCUGAAGUUUUGACCAUGCUGACCAAUGAAACUGGCUUUGAGAUCAGUUCUUCGGAUGCCACCGUGAAGAUUCUCAUUACGACGGUGCCACCCAAUCUCCGGAAACUGGACCCAGAACUCCACUUGGACAUCAAGGUGUUGCAGAGUGCCUUAGCAGCCAUCCGACAUGCCCGCUGGUUUGAGGAAAACGCUUCUCAGUCCACAGUCAAAGUUCUCAUCAGGCUGCUGAAGGACCUGAGGAUUCGCUUUCCUGGCUUCGAGCCCCUCACACCCUGGAUCCUCGACCUACUCGGGCACUAUGCUGUGAUGAACAACCCCACCAGACAGCCUUUGGCCCUGAACGUGGCGUACAGGCGUUGCCUGCAGAUCCUGGCUGCAGGCCUGUUCCUGCCGGGGUCGAUGGGCAUCACGGACCCCUGUGAGAGUGGCAACUUCAGAGUACACACAGUCAUGACUCUGGAACAGCAGGACAUGGUCUGCUACACAGCUCAGACUCUGGUCCGAAUCCUCUCGCAUGGUGGCUUUAGGAAGAUCCUUGGCCAGGAGGGUGAUGCCAGCUAUCUUGCUUCUGAAAUAUCUACCUGGGAUGGAGUGAUAGUGACACCUUCAGAAAAGGCUUAUGAGAAGCCACCAGAGAAGAAGGAAGGUGAGGAAGAGGAGGAGAACACAGAAGAACCGCCUCAAGGGGAGGAGGAGGAGAGCAUGGAGACUCAGGAGUGACCUUCCCUUCUCUUUAGCCCCUUUCUUACCCAAGGGGAAGACUGGCGCCUAAGCUAACUGCUACUGGGCUUUAUAUGGGGGCAUUUCCAAGGGAUAAGGGAGACAGGAGGGAAAAUGAAAAUAAACUCGAUGGAAAUAAAUGCCAUCCUACUGAGUUCUGAUGUUGGCUUAGCAGCCCAAAGUCUCCCAUCUAUAGCGAAGCAGGAUACCAACUUUUCCUCCCAAUACUGUAGAAUCCCCAGCUCCCGGAAACCUCCCAACCAGUACUUUGUUGUUGAAAUGUUGUGAACUGUUCAUGUCUGGAAAUGUUUUUUUUUUUUCUAAGAAAAAAUAAAGUACUUCCUAGUAGGGCU
Messenger RNA from Hipposideros armiger (great roundleaf bat), 1552 nucleotides. RefSeq names its product interleukin enhancer binding factor 2 (gene ILF2). Lineage: Eukaryota; Metazoa; Chordata; Mammalia; Chiroptera; Hipposideridae. The record is from RefSeq and is a predicted model, not a curated record. Bases 141 to 1199 code for a protein of 352 amino acids. Gene Ontology annotation, cellular component: catalytic step 2 spliceosome. Gene Ontology annotation, biological process: positive regulation of DNA-templated transcription. Gene Ontology annotation, molecular function: double-stranded RNA binding; DNA binding. The transcript has 13 exons.